AAACACGAUAAAACAAAAUUUCCUCCCAAUGUCACAACACCUUGCGAAAGAGAGAAGUGCUGCGGAGGAGCUUGAACGAGAAGGCGAGAGCGAGUGAAAAGAGAGAGAUUUCCAGAGAGAGAAAGAAAGCAGGAUGGUUGGGGAAGUGAAGAGGCAUCAGAUGAUGCAAAACCUGUUCGGCGAUCAGUCGGAGGAGGAGGAGGAAGAAGAGGAGGUCGAAUCGGAGCACGAAUCCAAUCGACAGCCCGACGACGCCUCUGAUGAGGGGGAUGGAGGGAUAGAGCCUGAGGGUGAAGGUGAAGUAGAAGUAGAAGUAGAAGGUCAUGGGGAAGCAGAAGUGGAGAGUGGAGGUGACUUGCAUGAUGUAGAUCCUGAUCCCGGCGAAAGUGAGGGUGAACGAGAGCAAAGUUCUCAAGAAGUGGAAGUCGCUGAUCAAAGGGAAGAAAGCGAGGGAAAAGACUCCGAGAGUGAUGAAAAGGAAGAGUACGGUCAAAGAGUAGUUACCAGUAGGAGAAGAGAGGUGAUUGAAAGUGAGUCAGAGAGGUCUGAGGAAAACCGUUAUGUAGACAAUGAUGAUGAGGAGGUUGAUCAGGCUAGGAGUGGAAGUAGGUCACCUGGAGAGGAGAAAGAUGAUGCUCACAUUUCAAACUCAGCUCCUGAGAUCCGCGAUGUAUUUGGUGACUCCGAUGAUGAAGAACCAGCUGAGUACACAAUUCAGAAUAAUGUUGGGGAAGAUUCAAAUAGAUCACCUAUGGAAGAGGAAGGGAGCUAUGAGCGAGGUCUGAGACCUGAAGAUAUGGUACCUGAUGAAGAAGCUCAGUAUUAUUCUGAAGAGGAGAACCUGGAGGCUAAAAUCAAGGAGAAACCUGUUGGCCCACCGUUGGAGCUAGAAAUUCCACUCCGCCCACCUCCGUCUCACCCAGACAAGAUGAACAUGAUUAAAGUUUCUAAUAUAAUGGGCAUUGAUCCGAAGCCAUUUGAUCCGAAGACAUUUGUGGAAGAGGAUAUCUUUGUGACAGAUGAAUCUGGAUCUAAAAAACGUAUUCGCCUGGACAAUAAUAUUGUCCGCUGGAGGAUUGUACGGAAUUCAGAUGGCACAGAAUCUUAUGAAAGCAACACACGCUUUGUGAGGUGGUCAGAUGGCAGCUUACAGUUAUUAAUCGGGAAUGAAGUUCUGGACAUAUCUGUGCAAGAUGCUCAACAUGAUCAAGCACAUCUGUUUCUUAGGCACGGAAAGGGAAUCCUCCAGUCACAGGGAAGACUUCUAAGGAAGAUGAGAUUUAUGCCAUCAUCUUUGUUAUCUAACUCUCAUCGAUUGUUGACUGCUUUGGUUGAUUCGCGGCAUAAAAAGGUUUAUAAGGUCAAGAACUGCUUCACAGACAUUGACCCUGAGAGAGAAAAGGAGCAGAAAGAGAAGGCUGAAAGUCAAACGAUCAGAGCCAAUGAACUUCUUACCCGGAAGAAAGAAAAGGUGAAUCGCAAGUAUCCACAAACUGUACGCAGGGAGCGCCAGCUUUCACCUGGUUUCCUGGAGGAUGCACUGGAUGAGGAUGAUGAGCCAGAUUAUCAUGAAAUGGAAGCUCGAGCUGAGAAACGUAUUAUGAAUGCAAAGAAGCCACAGGGACAGAAAGACACUCCUCGCAAGCCCUUAGUGAAGUCAUCUCGUCCUCCAAUCGAUUUUUCUGACAGUGAGAGAGAGGAAUCUGAGUAUGAAACUGAGGGAGAGGAAGAUGAAAGGGCCCCACAACGUAGAAGGGUUGAUGAGCUGGAGGAGGAGGAUGAAUAUGAAGAAGACGACCAUGAUGACGAAGAGAGAGCAGCAAAUGAAUCAUCUGACGAGGAGCCUGAGGAGCCAAAGCAAAAGACCAAGGAGUUCGGUAGCAGUCUCAAGCGGAAAGGAAUUGAGUCAGAUGAGGAGUCUCCUCCAAGAAAGAUGACAACCCAUCGCCGGAUGGCUGUUAUCGAGAGCGACGAGGAAUAAAAGCAUGCUUCAGACGCUACAUGGAGAGUGCAUCCGUAAUUUGUGCAGCGGAUGGAUGAAAGAGAGGCUCAUCUUUCUAUGUUUCAAUUAAUCAAAGGAGUUAUCGUGGAUUUGAAGAUAAUUCAUGGAUUGCCGGUCCUCUGGUUGAACGAAACAAUAUUUGUCCAGUGUAAUUUCUCUUUACUGUACUGUUCACAACUGAAGUUCUGUUUAUCGAGGAUUAAAAUUUAACUGUGCGCUUUCAUGCUUGACAUUUUAAGAGAAGAUGAAUUGGCAAAUAAUUUUGACGGGAUACUUCGGUGUCGCUGUUCGUGUUAUUUUCUUCUCAUUUUAAAAUUUUUGGUUUGUAAUAAAUUGAUUGUGUUCAGCAAACCCGAAUCCUAUAGUUAAGAUAUAUACUUGAUUAUAUAUUGAGAUAGAAAAAUGAAAACAGUUUGUUUUGUA
Messenger RNA from Rhododendron vialii, 2425 nucleotides. Its product is annotated as protein LEO1 homolog. NCBI's taxonomy places the organism in Eukaryota, Viridiplantae, Streptophyta, Magnoliopsida, Ericales, Ericaceae. Gene Ontology annotation, molecular function: RNA polymerase II C-terminal domain phosphoserine binding. Gene Ontology annotation, cellular component: nucleus; Cdc73/Paf1 complex. Bases 134 to 1981 code for a protein of 615 amino acids. The transcript has 12 exons. Gene Ontology annotation, biological process: positive regulation of transcription elongation by RNA polymerase II; transcription elongation by RNA polymerase II. The record is from RefSeq and is a predicted model, not a curated record.